CGCUGUUUUCAUUCCUCUCCGCUGGAAUGCCAGCAAACGGGCUGCUGCUGGAGUUUAGCUUAGCCAUGGAGCUUUAGCCAGAGCCGCACAUUCACCCCAAACUCAGAAAAGAGCCGGAUUUCAAACUGGAGACGCCACCACCCCGACUGAGAGGCACAAAUGAUCUCAUAGACAAUAUCAGAUCAAGAGUGUUUCCUGUGUGGAGAGGGUCUGGCGGGGGCCCAGGUUGGGGCUGGCCUCGCUAUAUAGGAUGGGAGGCCGGGGAAGGGGAGGCUGAGCCGUGGGGCUUUGACUGCCCCGUCUGGUGCGUGCUGUGCAGUGGAGGGAGGGAGCGACUGAAGCAGGCCUGCCAGAGAGGGAGAGGGGCGCUCCGGCUGCCCGCAAACAUGCUGCGAAUCAAACUACCCCGCCUCUUCGACAACCACCAGGUGCCUAAGGUAUUUCGGGAAGAUAGCAUCAUAUCUGGCUACCGGCACCCUCAAAGCUCCGCCCUGGACUGCAUCCUCAGCAGCUUUCAGAUGACCAAUGAAACAGUCAAUAUCUGGACCCACUUCCUGCCAACCUGGUACUUCCUGUGGUGUUUCUGCGUGCUGUGUUCAACAGAGAACUUCCUGACCGAGAGCUACACGUGGCCACUGCUAGUCUACAUGCUACUGAUCUGCCUGUACCCGUUCACCUCCAGCUGUGCACACACCUUCAGCACCAUGUCCUCAGAGGCCCGCCACAUCUGCUACUUCUUCGACUACGGAGCCCUCAGCCUUUACAGCCUGGGUUGUGCUAUCACAUACGGUUCCUACGUGAUGCCUGAAUGUUGGGUCAACAGUUGGCUCCACCAGCAUUUUGUGCCCAUCGCCAUUGCUAACACGAUCUUCUGCACCAGCAUGUCCUGCUACUCCAGGUUUCUAGAACUGCAGUUUCCACACAGGAGUAAAAUCGUGCGGACAAGCGCCUUUGUUGUACCGUUUAUCUUUGAUAACAUCCCCCUUUUCUACAGACUGCUGCUGUGUUUCAGCGGGAGUUGUAAUCACACUGAAGCUGUGAGCAGUCACUGUUACCACCUGCUUUUUGCCUUCCUGACGGGUUUCCUGUUCGCUUCCCACCUUCCCGAAAGACUGGCUCCGGGACGCUUUGACUACAUCGGCCACAGCCACCAGCUGUUCCACAUCUGCGCAGUAGUGGGCACCCACUUCCAGAUGGAGGCAGUGCUGGCCGAUAUGAGCUCGCGCCGGAGCUGGCUGAUGGCCCACUCGGCCGGGCCCUCCUUCCUGGGCACUCUGGGCGCUCUCGCCUUGGCUUUCCUGCUCAACCUGGGUGUCAUCGGCCUCUUCAGCGCUUGUCUGCUGCGCACGCCCAACCUCAGCACUUCAGGCUUCACCUCCACACCCACACUGCAGGCCCCAGCCACGGCCAAGGAUGAGUGAGGACGCAGCGUGGAGGUGCCUGCAUCAUCGCACAACCUGUCAGAGUUUAAAUAUGGUUCAGUGAACCAUUUGCAAACAACUUAGCACUUACCAUCCAGUCUACUUCACCUAGAGAUGAGUAUCUGGAUACCUGUCACUUCUUUUUUCUUUCUUUUUUCUUUUUUAACCUAAACUGUACGCAUACUGUAUGUAACGUAUAACGUUUUUUGCAUUUCGUCGCUGUAAUAUCAAAACUCUAUUUCAUGAUGAUUGGACCAACAGAAAUGGUUCAAACGUACUUGGAAUAAAAUCUCGUUACAUUAACGUCCGUGAAAGUUAAAGGGGAAUUCCACUGAUUUUUCACAGUGACUGUUUCAUGUUUUUAUUUUUUAUUUUUUUUGAUGGUGGUGAUAGCUAUUUUAUUUACUGCAAGUCAGCCAACAGCCAUGUGCAAAAGUUUGAGCACCCCUUUCAACUGCUUUCAGCUUUAGUUGAUUUUCUAAGAGAGACUGACUCAACAUAACCUCUACAGAGAACACACUUCUGCUCAGUUUAAUACACAAUUACUCUUUAUUUGUGGAAUUGAAUAUAUUGGGGGGAGAAAAUAAAACAUAAAAUGUGGCCUUUGCAAAACUUAAGGCGCAUUUUAUACUUCAGGUUUUAUUGUUUUUCCAAUAAAUAGAAAUCUGAGCAUUAACAUUCGCAGAAGAAAGUGUGUUGUCUGUAGAGGAUGUGAACUUAUUUCCACGCAAAUAAAAAAAACAGUAGUUCAUGUAUUUUUAGCCGGGGCAUCAAACUUUUGCAUAUGGCUGUGCGUGUCCUGGGUUUGUAUGAUGGUAAUAACAGUAAAAUAGUGGUAAAUCUAUAAAAUACAUUUGCUCUGGGGACCAUUUUUUCUUUUAAACGCCCUACAUGUGCUUCUCCGCCAUGAAUGCUUUCGAAAAAAACAUAUUUCAGGCCAAACAAUAUCUCAAAACUAUCAUGAAACGGUGUCAGGCAGCGUAUUCAUAGCCAUUUCAUGUAAAAACUCACUGCGACGUAGACUUUAGCGGUAUUAAACUCUUUAGACGUCUGGUUCCUAUCACCACCAGAACGAGGCGCUUCACAUCAAAGCACUACAAUUUUAACCAUGUCAUUAUGCAGGACGUUUGCUGGAAACAGAUCAGUGCAAUUCUCCUUUAAGAACUUCCUUCUCCGUUUCCGUUUAAGGGGUAUGAAGUUUUGCUACAACAGCGCCGAUUUAUUUUGUGUUCUUUCGGCUGAAAACCCUGAUGGUUUUAAGACCUUUCUGUAGUUCUUUGUUCUGUGGUACUAAACUAAAACAGUCUGAUGUUCUUCUUUUACGACUUACGAAAGGUCCGGGGUUGAAUGAAGCGAAUAUUACUGAAUGUUAAGUAGCAUUUUAACAUAAGUGCCUUUUAGGGAUUUUUAUAUACAGAAUAUUAAGACUGUAUUUCACUACUCUAUGAAUGUGCUCUUCAUAACAAACUGGAAAACAGUCAGUGUAGCUUUGGUCAGGGAUUUCAUUCAUACAGCACUAAAGUUUCUCAGUGAAUGUUUGCAGUCGACUGUUACCAGAUUUCUUUAAGAUGACAUACUUGUGUAUAUUUAAUAGUUAGGAACAGAGAAAACAAUGUUAGCAUUAUGAGAUAAUCAGUACUGAUAGCACUAAUGGGUAAUACUGAUACACAGUAUUAAUACCAGCUAAUGCAACUGUGGUUACAUAGCAGUGCAUAUACAUCGAUGCAGAUUCACAUCAAAACAGAGCCUCAUUUGGACUGACUGGACCAAUGUUUUCUAUAGGUACCGUAACACUAAUGAAUUCACAAAUAUUUCCACUACGGAAUUCAUUUUUGGUAGAAAACAAUAGCAGAUGACGAGCUCGUCGUACUCCAGCCUGCCUGCAAAUGCGAGAUCUUCUUGUCGUUGUGUAUUUUCUGAGUAAACCCGAAGUGUCCUUGAUUUCUCUGUGCUGUGUAGGCACAUUUUUAUACACGCAUCAAUACGUGAGCAUGUCUGAGGAGCAGGCAGAGACACUACAAUGUUGUUGUUUUUGUUGUGUUUUUUUUCCUCUCUUUGCCGCUUUGACACAGCUCACAAUGAAAGGAAGGUUUCUUGCAUCCAGUGCACCACUGCGUUUGUGUUUCAACCCCAAAGACAUCCAAGGUUAUCCUCAUAACCUACUGAUUUAUUGCACACAACACACACUUUAUUUACCGUUUUGCUGGAUUUCUGCUCUUAUCAGCGAUCCAGCUUUCAGCAUCUAUUCAUCUCAGAUAUGCGCUUUGCAUUUGUACUUAAUUGUUUACUGUAUUCUGCAGUUACUUUGACAGCAGUGGGUGCACGACUGCAUGAUAAGAAAGAAGGAAUAUUGCAUCAUACAGAACGGUGCAAAAAUCAGAGGCCACCCUUCAUUUAUUCAAUUUCCAGUCUGGGUUUUUUUUUCAGAAAGUGUGUAUUUAUAGAAAAUGACUCCUUAACAAAUACGUAUAGUAUAUAUAUAUUCAUUUUUCAGUAUUUACUUUGUCCACUCUUUACCUUCCAUUCUUUUCAGGACUCUCUUUCAUUUUUUCAAAGAAAUCUGCAGGAAUAUUUUUCUAUACCUCCAAA
Molecule: messenger RNA, 4010 nt
Organism: Pygocentrus nattereri (red-bellied piranha)
Lineage: Eukaryota; Metazoa; Chordata; Actinopteri; Characiformes; Serrasalmidae
Gene: paqr6
Product: progestin and adipoQ receptor family member VI
Exons: 8
Coding region: 387-1421 (344 amino acids)
Cellular component (GO): membrane
Molecular function (GO): signaling receptor activity
Source: RefSeq, a predicted model, not a curated record